This is a messenger RNA of Pleurotus ostreatus (oyster mushroom), 360 nucleotides long. RefSeq lists its product as uncharacterized. Lineage: Eukaryota; Fungi; Basidiomycota; Agaricomycetes; Agaricales; Pleurotaceae. The record is from RefSeq and is a predicted model, not a curated record. Bases 1 to 360 code for a protein of 119 amino acids. The transcript is spliced from 2 exons.
AUGUCCUCUCAAGCUUCUGCCACCAUCACUGGGCUUGCUGUAUUGGAAAACCCUCGCUUUUACGACACCAAACAAUCCAACUCAUUUGUCUUUGACACACAAUUCUAUCUCACUCCCCAUGUCACGCUGGUAGCGCAGCUGCGGUACUACAAUGCCAAAGGAGAUCAUUUCGAUCCAAUGGGGCAGUAUGUAGUUUGCUCGACGAUCGCCAAAACUCAGGAAGGCGCAAAAUUAGGUAGCCUUGAUAUCAAACCGGAGGAAUAUCAUGUCGUUGGGGACAUCAUCUGGGUACGUCGACUUCUGGUGUUCUACAUGUGGCCGCUCCCUGAAAUCAUCGUUUGUAACCCCUGGCUCCCCUGA